This is a messenger RNA of Anopheles bellator, 2799 nucleotides long. Its product is annotated as forkhead box protein D2-like. Gene Ontology annotation, biological process: anatomical structure morphogenesis; cell differentiation; regulation of transcription by RNA polymerase II. NCBI's taxonomy places the organism in Eukaryota, Metazoa, Arthropoda, Insecta, Diptera, Culicidae. Gene Ontology annotation, molecular function: DNA-binding transcription factor activity, RNA polymerase II-specific; RNA polymerase II cis-regulatory region sequence-specific DNA binding. The record is from RefSeq and is a predicted model, not a curated record. The transcript has 10 exons. Bases 640 to 2061 code for a protein of 473 amino acids.
AAAGCGGAAAAGGAAACUCGUCCGCCAGUUAGUACGCUGGCAGAGUUCGUUUAGAGUAAACAUUCGUGGCAUCGAUCGUGUUUCUGUUAAAUCAGCAAAGGUGCUCGUAGGAGUUUAAAAUUGCUUCAACAAUAUAUACACUUUUAAAGGGCGUGUGUUUUUCAAGUGACGGUCCAAACAAAAAUAAUUUACAAACAGCUUUCCGUACCGGGCGGAAAAAGUGCAAACGAGUGUGCGUCGUGCAUCAUCUUUGAGCGCAAUAUUUGUGGAUCUUAAUUUAUUGAAGGUGCACCAAAAUAUUUCGUGCUAUCGGGCAAUGUUUGGCUUGAGGUAAACUUAAUCGCAAGCUAAUGAUAAAAACCCAUUUCCGUUCCGUCACCACGCAUCGGAGGGUUAUCGAUUAUCACGCUGCAGUUUAAACAAAAUUAAUAGUGUUCAGUGCGCAAUUCGAUCUGCGAAAGAAAUACUACGAUAGUGCGAUCUCAUUAGUGCCGGGCGCGCAGGAUAUACCGCGACAACACGUGUUCCGUAUCGUAGUUGCUGGGUGAGCUGUGGUGUUGGCACCAAUUCUUCGACGGCGACGUGUGGAAAAAUUGAUUAAAAAUUUCCGCGAUACUAAUCGGCAGCGAAAUCGACUACAUGUUGGCGACGACCGCCAGCAGCGACAUGGCUCCCCCGGACGGGCCCAUGCAGUACGACACAAAGUGGCCUCCGAUGAAUAUCAUCAGCAUGCCGACCAAGAUCAAGCAGGAGAACUUUAACGGGCUAAGUCAUCUAGACAUCUAUCACCCGCUGGCUGUAUCACUGCCGACCUACGACCAGGUGAAAUCUUCUUCGCCCUCCUCCAUGCACCAGCUCCCGACCGUGAUCGAGCGACUACAUGACGAUACCGGAAGCUCACCGGACCAGCAGCAGCAACAGCAGCAACAGCAGCAGCAGCAACAGCAACACCAUUCGCAUCAUCAACCCCAGCAACAACAGUCGCACCUUCACCACAACAUUGGCACGCUCUCGCUCUCCUCCAAACCGUCGGCGCAAGUGCCGGACGAUCUGCCGAGCAACAGCAUCCUGCCGGACGAACUACGCACCGGACUUGCCCCAUCGAACAGUAGCACAUCCAACAGUAGCAACAACAACAACAGUCACACUCCCAAUCAGAAUCAAAGUAAUGGCAGUAACACAGGUAACAAUGCCAACUCAUCCACCACCAAUGAAGGGACGAACUCGGCGGCCAACGGUACCACGAAUACUAGCAACAGUCUCUCCACGUACGAUUGUAGCUCCACCACGAGCCCCACCGGAAGCCGGACCUCAAACGUGAAACCUCCUUACAGCUAUGUGGCCCUGAUAACGAUGGCAAUACAGAGCUCUCAAAUGAAGCGUGCGACACUGAGUGAGAUCUACGGUUACAUCACCUCGAGGUUCCCGUACUACGAGAAGAACAAGAAGGGCUGGCAAAACUCGAUCCGCCACAAUCUGAGCCUGAACGAGUGUUUCGUGAAGAUUCCCCGAGAGGGUGGCGGCGAGCGUAAGGGUAACUACUGGACGCUCGAUCCACAGCACGAGGACAUGUUCGAGAACGGGAAUUACAAGCGUCGUCGACGGAUGAAGCGCCCGUACCGGACCGGACACUACUCGAAGAUGUUCGGCGACUCGUACGUGACCAACCCCGGCAACUUCGGUCAUCGGCCCGUCUUUGCCCAGAACCCCUACCAGACGUAUCCGCGCUACGAUGCUGGCGCCCCCUGGAUGCCGACGACACAGCUGAGCAGUUACACGUCCUGCUCCAGCCGGACCAACUACUCCUACUCCACGCCGUACAACUUUCCGCAGCUCCAACAGCCGGUGACCAUCAACACCUACGGCCAGCUGUCGAACAAUUUGGAUACCUUUGCCGUAUCCGGCAGCACUACACCACCCUGCGCUCGUCGGUUUGAGCCCCACUACCCUUACUGGGACGCCACCCUGCCGCUUCCUGUGGUCAAAGACGAACCAUCGAAUCAGAUGAACGUUAGCUCCACGCAGCAGAACUACCAAAAGUCGUAUCUGCCCCAGACCUAACGCCUAGUGGGCAACGCCUGUGGCAUCCGUUCCGGUCUACGACACCCGCUCGCGGCCGCCGUUGGCCUACCGGCCAAAGGAGGUGGUUCUGGUGCAAGUCUGGUGCGUGGUUUGUGGCCAUUGGCCUACCGCCGGCACUGGCUGCCGCAGGAUACGGCUGCCGGGAGCUUCUAAAGUGUGAUCCAACAGCAGCGCAACGGUGGAAACAUUGGGUAAUGUUUCAAUUGGUUCGGUUCUCCUGUAGGUUAAUUUAAGCUGUGCAAUUCGAUUUAAUUUUUCUCAACCAUAGCGUAGAAUGAGGUGUUGCCGACUAGUUUUGUUUCAGGUUUAAGUGACCCACAAAGUCCUUCCCAUUCUGGGUCUGUGAUGGCCCAGAAGGGUUUGUUGAAGAUGUUUUCUUUUUUUUCAUACAGUAACCGCAGGGCGUAUAGCUAAGUCCUACCAAAGUUUCAUUUUCUCUGCUAGAGUAUUGUAAUUUAUUGUAAAAAUCGAUGUAGAUUUAUUUUUCUGUAUCGUUUUCAAGCGUUUUCUUCGUAGAGGCUUAGGGAUUGGCGUUGCGGGCAGGAACAAGAUGCAGCAUAUUAGGUAACGAUGAACAGAUGGAAAUUUCCGUCCAAAAUUGCAAACGCAAGACGCAUUUGGGAAAAGAGGCAUUAUUGGUUAGAGUAAUUAUCGUAGAAACAAUCGUAAGCGAAGAAAGCGACAACUACGGUUCGAAUCAAUAAACACAUAAUAAUA